AUGGAGGACACAGACUCAGAAAAGACAGAAGAUGGCUGGUUUGAGUUUUAUGAGUCCUUCCAUGACCUAUUUGAAUUUUUUUGUGAUAACACCACGAUCCACGGCACCGUCCGGCUGAACUGCUCCAGAAGGAAUGCAAUGAAGACCAGCUUUUGGGUUGUGCUUUUCUUUUGUUCUUUUGGGAUGAUGUACUGGCAGUUUGGACAAACCGUCCAUGAGUACUGGAACUACCCCACCAACAUAGCCAUACUGUUACAGUCAAAUAAAAAUAUAUUUCCUGCUGUGACAGUCUGCAAUCUUAACCCUUACAGGUUUGAUCAGGUUAAUGAGUAUCUUAACCAGUUGGAUGACCUGACAAAGCAAACACUGAGCUCGCUGUAUGGUUUUAAUGCAACCCUGCAUAAAAACACGGACAAUGAGACUAUAGAUCUUGAAAGCAUCCUGGGAAGUGUGAACAGCAGCAACACUGGAAGUUUUCGAUUAGACACCACAAUAAAGCUGGAAAGAAUGGCAAUAAGUGGUCAAAACCAAACGGUCCCUGGGAAGAAGCACCAAGUGGGAUAUAAGCUGUGCAAUUCCACUGGAGGAGACUGCUACUACCGUUCGUUCUGGUCAGGAGUGGAUGCAUUGCAGGAGUGGUACAAGUUCCAUUUCAUGAACAUCAUGUCCAAAAUUCCUCUAGUGCUUCAAAUCCCUGAUGAGAAAUUUAUGGAGAAGUUUAUUUUAACAUGUGAUUUCGAUGGGAACCCUUGUCAAAGAGAGUACACACAUUUCCAUCACCCAACCUAUGGAGCCUGCUUUACUAUUAAAGCUAACCAAAAUACCAGUAGCUUUGGGAUGACAGUUAAAACUGGCAAGCAGAAUGGACUAAGCAUGACGGUUACAACAGACCAAACGAAUAAUAUGCCAGUUAUGUCAACAGCAGCAGGUGCUAUGGUCCUGAUUCACAAUUCUGAUCAGCCCCCUCUGGUGGAGCAUGAAGGAUUUGACAUAUUUCCAGGGACUGAGAUAUCAAUAAGUAUUAGGCAGGAUCAGGUGAACCGCUUAGGAGAACCAUACAGUGCCUGCACAAACGAUGAGAGUAAAUUAGACUUCAGACUCCUGUACAAUUCUUCUUAUACGCUACAGGCUUGUCUACAGUCCUGUUUUCAAUACAAAAUGAUAGAACAAUGUGGUUGUGGCUAUUACUUCUAUCCCUUGCUUCCCGGAAUGGAGUAUUGUGACUAUAAUAAGCACCCUGGAUGGGGGCACUGCUUCUAUAGGCUGUAUGAUAAACUGUUAGAUCACAGGCUCAUCUGUUUUACCAAGUGUCCAAAGCAAUGCAGUGAGACAAUGUAUUACCUGUCUGCAGGGUCUGCAAGAUGGCCAUCGACUAUGUCCAAGGCCAUGUCACUGGCAAGUCUGACGAAUGGUUACUUGUCUCAUUCUAGGAGUAGUGUUUCCAGGAUUAAUGUGUACUUUCAAGAACUGAGUCAUCGGACCUUUGCUGAGACACCUGCAAUUAAUAUUCACGACCUUCUAUCUACAAUGGGAAACCAGUGGAGUUUUUGGUUUGGGUCUUCAGUUCUUUCGGUGGCAGAACUAGCCGAGCUGGUAUUUGAUGUUGCAGCCAUGUUGAUGAUAAUUGGAUAUUCAAAAUAUGGAAAGAAAAGGGGAGACUACCCCGACAAUGCUCCACCAUAUGUCAUCAGCGUAGACGGUAUAUCAGAUCUUGAUGAAAGAUCCAUAUCCACAGUAGGACUUCAGUCACAGGCUGAUAAUCCUCUGCCAACACAAGACCCAGACAGACACAACUAUCCAGAGGACAAAGUAGACUCAAAACCAACUUAAAUGUAGACAUGCAAUCAUUGGAGAGAGAAGGGGAUGUCUGGCAAUGGAGACAGGACCAAAAGGUUUCAGUACACCCCUGGUUGAUAGACAGAUAAAUAAAAAAAAUCCCUUAUUAUUAA
Messenger RNA from Pseudophryne corroboree (corroboree frog), 1949 nucleotides. RefSeq names its product sodium channel epithelial 1 subunit delta (gene SCNN1D). Bases 1 to 1830 code for a protein of 609 amino acids. The record is from RefSeq and is a predicted model, not a curated record. NCBI's taxonomy places the organism in Eukaryota, Metazoa, Chordata, Amphibia, Anura, Myobatrachidae. Gene Ontology annotation, molecular function: ligand-gated sodium channel activity. The transcript has 12 exons. Gene Ontology annotation, cellular component: plasma membrane. Gene Ontology annotation, biological process: sodium ion transmembrane transport.